AUGCCAAAUAUCAUUUUCGAUUCCCUGAAUUUCAUAGCUAUACUGAGUUUGUCUCUUUUGACGCUGGCCACUGUUAUUGCAUUUGCAUAUCUAAUAUUAUGGAGCUUGAUUUUACGCGACAGUAACUUUUUUCGAGAGAUUGCAGGUCUUCCCAAGCUUACAAGACGGCAACAGUUUGAACAAGAACAUCAUAUUUUCCCUACACACAGAAGAGAAACAAGAAACUCGCAAAAACACAAUGAUAUCAAUCUUAACAAUAUUAACCAUAACAAUAUUAAUCAUAACAAUAUUAACCAUGACAAUAAUGAGCAACAACAGCUGCAUGAUCAUCAUCAAGGACACAAUUCAUCGUCAAACGUGCAACCACAUCGAAGACAUUCGAAAACUACUUCGGUGUCUUCUGCAAAGCCGUCAAAAAACUCGAGACAUUCUUCUCCUUCGCAUAGAUCCUCGUUUAGUUAUGGAGGAAGCGGAGGAGUAGUUGAAAGUGUUAAUCAUACAUAUAUGCCUACUCGCAGAGAUUCUGUGCUUUCAACGAUAAGCUCCCAAUCACAGAAAAAAGUCGAUUCACAAGGAAUUAAUAAGAAACAUAAUAAAAGAAUUUCGAAUCCAGUUGGGAGUAAUCAAGGCAUACUGACUUUCGAAGAAGAUUAUAUCUCUUAA
Messenger RNA from Ambispora gerdemannii, 663 nucleotides. Lineage: Eukaryota; Fungi; Glomeromycota; Glomeromycetes; Archaeosporales; Ambisporaceae. The record is from the annotation of a GenBank genome assembly.